This is a messenger RNA of Sceloporus undulatus (fence lizard), 2889 nucleotides long. RefSeq names its product FAST kinase domains 2 (gene FASTKD2). The transcript is spliced from 12 exons. The record is from RefSeq and is a predicted model, not a curated record. Bases 201 to 2261 code for a protein of 686 amino acids. NCBI's taxonomy places the organism in Eukaryota, Metazoa, Chordata, Lepidosauria, Squamata, Phrynosomatidae. Gene Ontology annotation, cellular component: ribonucleoprotein granule; mitochondrial matrix. Gene Ontology annotation, biological process: regulation of mitochondrial mRNA stability; mitochondrial RNA processing. Gene Ontology annotation, molecular function: RNA binding.
CAAGGCGGCGAAGGGGGGUUUAAUUUUGUCCACUGCCGGCACCCUUACCUCGAACGAGGCGGCUCGAGUCACGUGCUCGCCCGGCAAUGGCCGCUGCCGUCUGACGCAUGUAGCGCGAGCGGAGUUGGGGAAGCAGGUAAUCUAUAAAACCCUGAUGUGGAUGGAUUCUUAAUGAAAUUGGUUUCUCUGCAAGAAGCAAAAUGAGUUGGAAACUUCAUUGUUUGACACGGACUAUGAAACUGCUGCAGGCGUGCCAUUACAUCCAGAGUCCUUUUUCUAGGACUGCAGUGAGAUCCUUUAUACUGGGAGUGAAUGGAUAUGAAAAUACCAUGCAUAAUGUUUACCUGAGGCGACUCCUGUUUUAUGCGCCUCCUUGCUGGCUCCAGUCAUCCCUUCGGGUUUUUUCCCAAGAUGCCCAGUCUGUCAACACAGAGAGAGAAGACAGAAAUGAACAGAAAACUGCCGAUGCCCUUUUGGAAGAAGAUGUGCCAAGCCCUGAACUAAUGACUCUGAAAGCCCCCCAAACUCAGUCUGGUUUCUUGGCUUCCUCAGGGGAAGGCAGAAGUGCUGUUGAAGAAAACGAUGAAAGGAACGCAUCCCAGCAAUUCUUUGAUGAGCUUCGAAAGUGCGCAUCCCCCUGUGAUGUCCUUGAUAUUGUGGCAAAAUUUCCAGUCUCUGAAAAGUAUGUCAGUAACUGUCUGGCUACCAUGUGGAUGCUCACAAAAAAGCUCUCAGAAGACCAGAAGCAUUAUGAGAGGAGGCUAAUGUUUGAGCACCCCCAGUUUAGUCAGGUCUGCCAGUGUUUGAUGCGCGAAGCCAGGUUCAUGUGGCGUGAUGACUUAGCCUAUAGCAUGCUUGCUGUUGUGAAACUGGGGGUCCCUCAGAACACCUGGUUGGUUCAGACCCUGCUUAGGGCAUGCCAGGAACGUCUCAAUGAAUUUGAUGAUCGAUGUCUCUCAGUUGUGGCAACCACUUUGCAAGGAAUGGAAAAAAGCAAGAACGUGGAAGCUCUUCAGAUUGGAUUGCAGUUACUGGUAGAGCAGCGAAUCCCCAAAAUCUCAAGUGUCUUUAUGUUGCAAACUAUGAUGAAGUGUAUCGGGAAGGAUGCCCCACUCAGUCUAAAGAUGAAAUUGGAGGAUAAGGUUUUGAGUCAGAUGCAUGAAUUUACUCUCCCAAAUGCUCAUCAUAUGUUCAGUGUGCUGGCUGAAAUGAAUCACCGUUCACUUCCAGUUCUGAAUGCUUGUAGUAACAAAAUAAUAGAGAAUAUCCAGGGAAUUCCAUUCUGGCGGCUGCUAACUAUUUUGAGAUCUUGCAAUGACCUCCAGUAUCGCAACAACACACUUUAUUCUGCAAUAGCAGAUUACAUAGCAACAACUUUCUAUAUGUGGGACACAAAACAGGUAGUAGUCUUUCUUUUGGCCUUUGAGAAUCUCAGCUUUCGACCUGUUGACCUGAUGGAUAAGUUCGCAGAGAAAGUGAUGUCUCAUCCUGAAUCUCUGAACAUGAAGGAUAUUGUUUCUGUUCUGAAAGCGUAUUCUCUCCUCAAUCAUACCCCCAAAGGCCAAAAAGACAAAUUUUUUGAGGCUCUGAAUACUGCCUUGAAGAAGUAUCUCUCCAGGAUCUCUCAUGUGGACUUACUAAGGGCUGUAUAUUCUUUCUGCAUUUUUGGAUAUCUUCCACAACCUGCACUUAACCAACUACUACAAGAGGAAGUCCUCCAUGACCUGGUAACAUUAGGUAGCCGGAAUGUAGAGCAGAAUGAGAUGAUGCUGCGUGUUAUCAAUGUUUGCCUUGAACUUGAUGGAAAUUCAUCAACUAAACCAGCAAUUUUAUCAGUAGAGAAGCUCCCAUUACCCUCUGCUUGGGAUUUUCCUGAUGUACAGGAAGUGCUGCUCACACUUCUGGGAGAUGGAAAUCUGUUUCGAGAAAAUGUACAGUUAGCAAAUGGCUACACCAUAGAUUUUGAAAUCUUAAUGGAUGCAAGCAGAAGAAUAGUAAUACCAAAUACUGAUACUGAUCAGUUAGCCAAUAAUUCUAACAUUCAAAGGGUAGCUUUGCUGUGUGCCCCUGUGUCUGCCUUCUGUGUUGGCUCAAGUCAUCCCCGAGGAAGGCUGGCAAUGAAGAUGAGACACUUGCAUCUUCUGGGCUAUCACAUCAUUCUGGUUCAUUACCAGGAGUUUCAAAAACUGAAGAAAGAAGAAGCACUUGAGUUCUUAAAAGGACAAAUAUUUUCAGCAGAAGCAUCUUCAGUUCCUAAUUAGAAUAUCUAUCAUGGCUAUAAUAUAGGCUGUAUUCUUUUGCCUACUUUCCUGGGAGUGAGUCCCUAUAUUAUAGGGGUUGCUUUCCUGUGGUACAGCACCAGACCACUAUAGGAGUAUAUGUGAAUAUGUCAAGUCAGUUUAUCAACUGAUCAUGGGAAGAUGUCCCUGUAUGUUUUUAUUCACCAUAAGUCAAAAAUGACUUGAAGGCACACAACAACAACAACAACAACAACAACACUCAUUCAGCUGGGAUCGUUGCAUCUUUCUCAUGUUUCUGCGCUGAAAAACAGAAAUUGAUAAUCCUGUGGCCCGCUAGGUAUUGUUAGAUGGCAAAACUGGAGAUUCUUUACCAUUGGCUUUGCUGCCUAAAGCUGAUGGGAGUUGUAGUCCACCAACACCUGGAGGAUUUCAAGUUGAUCAGUCAUGGGAGGGUGGAAGUGUUACACUGGAAUUGGCUUUCAGUGUCAUCUUUUGAGCUUCCCUCUUUAUUGAGAGGACACUGGCUGAAUUCAACUGUGAAAAAAUACUCAGUCGCUUGUGCUGUAUUUUCUCUUGCCUGACAUCCCUUUAUACAAGUUGGAUGAAAGGCAGGGUAUACAUGUAAUAAAUAAAAAAAUCUGAAAACUAA